GCAGCGUUUAUACGUGCAAACGAAAGUGGCUUGCAUCUGUGUGGAGGAGCCGCGCAUCUAUUACAGACUGACGAACCUGAAACAAUGAUCUCCCUAUUGCAAUUUGUGCUACUCUGUGCGACGUGGUAUCACAUUUGUUAUACUCAACGUCAUGACUCAGGAAUGGCAUCAGAUGAAAUGAUGGAUAAAGUGAGAAAGCUGUUAAAUGGAACAGAAAGGCUGGCGGCACUAUAUCGGACGAACUGGUCAUUAAUUAUGGAUGAAACAAGGUGCUGGACCUCAAUAAAAAAUGGAACCGAUGAUGUUGGAUUUCGACAUUCGUUGAGAUAUCAGCUGUUAACCAACGAAAUUAGACUUACAUCAAAUUGGAUCAGAAGGCGUUUAACUGGCUUCUACUACGUAGGGCGACAGCAGGGUAAUGCGACGGUUGUCCUGAAAGCUUUCGAUGAACAAUGGCGUAUGCACCCAGCAAGCGGGAACUUUUCGAUCCUUUACGCCGAUAACAAAUGUUUUGCCCUGAAGAAGAAGGAAGGACCACCAGACAAACCGGAGUGCGCUGCAUGGAUUCUACGAAACACUUUGAAUGAAACUCACAAUGAGUGUAUUCAGAAUUUUAAUAAGACAUGCGUUCGCAGUGGGACAGAUGUGCAUAAGUACGACAAGGAAAAGUGCAAGAAAAACAGCGCAGAAGAAUAACAACUGCAGAAAGAGGCACGUAAUAACUAUUGAAAGACCAUACUUGGGCAGAAAUAAAAUUUCUCGUUAAG
This is a messenger RNA of Dermacentor silvarum, 767 nucleotides long. RefSeq lists its product as uncharacterized. The record is from RefSeq and is a predicted model, not a curated record. NCBI's taxonomy places the organism in Eukaryota, Metazoa, Arthropoda, Arachnida, Ixodida, Ixodidae. The transcript is spliced from 8 exons. Bases 85 to 696 code for a protein of 203 amino acids.